Messenger RNA from Rotaria sp. Silwood1, 365 nucleotides. NCBI's taxonomy places the organism in Eukaryota, Metazoa, Rotifera, Eurotatoria, Philodinida, Philodinidae. The record is from the annotation of a GenBank genome assembly.
AUGGAUAUUUAUGCAAUCCCAAUUGAUGAAAUAGAUAAACCUAUUAAUCAAGUUUUUCCAUUGAUCGAAGAACGAAAAUUAAUUUGUUAUUGCGAUGGUAGUUAUUCUCAUUAUAUGCAAAUAGGUCACUUUGGAUUUCGAGCUUCUAAUGGAGCGCAUAGAAUUCGUUUUUUUUCUCCUCGUGAUCCAAAAACUGGUAGUACUGAUACAGAAGUUCUUGCUGCAUGUCUCGCCAUUCAGUAUGCAUUAGAAAAGCAUUACAAUAGAUUGAUUAUCUAUACUGAUAAUUCUAAAGUAGAACAACUUCUCAAACGUCCUAGAAAGAAAGACAUUAUUAAUUAUUCUAAUACUUGUCAAAUUCUUAA